Molecule: messenger RNA, 9123 nt
Organism: Hyalella azteca
Lineage: Eukaryota; Metazoa; Arthropoda; Malacostraca; Amphipoda; Hyalellidae
Exons: 11
Coding region: 51-8840 (2929 amino acids)
Biological process (GO): regulation of transcription by RNA polymerase II
Molecular function (GO): DNA-binding transcription factor activity; RNA polymerase II cis-regulatory region sequence-specific DNA binding
Source: RefSeq, a predicted model, not a curated record
CUGAUCAUUUUGAUGUUCUGAAUGAGAGGCAGCAGCGAGAAGCCAGAAAAAUGUCUCUAUCCGAAGAAAUUAGUUCCACAAAUGGAAAUCGCUCAAAAGAAGAUGAGGCACUUAUUGUUCAAAAUUCAAGUUGCCUAGAUCCUGUUGGCUUCUCCAAUGUGCGAGUGAAUCACGAUGAUGCCAAGAACUGUUCAGCAGCCAAACUUCCUGCCACUGCAUCUUCAAACUUAUCUCAGACACCUCAGAAUGAACUGGCCAAUAUUGAACUUGGCAGCAAAUCGCUGUACUCUUCACAUUCUGCCAUUCUCCACAGAAGUCCAAAGCUGCAUUCUGCAACAGCACCUCAUCAGCUUGAUGAUGAAUCCAAUUCAGUUCAUCAUCAACAAUUGGCUUCUCUGGCUGCUAAUCAAGUCAACUCAGUGGCUAUUAAUUUGCAUGUUGAUGGUAUCCAUGAACACAGUGCUAGGCUUCAAGAACCUGACACUCUUGCAUCAGAUGAUGCAUUUAAUGCCCCUAAUGCUCUUGUUCAGUAUGUUGAUGAGUCCAGCAGCCAGUCAGACAACCUCAUCCCUUAUGAGUCAACAAUGCAAGAUGAUGGUACUGACCUGGGAUCAUUUAGUGUGUCUCAUCCUGCUGUAUAUUCAGUUUCUUCUGAAUCUAAUUCCAAUCAAAUGGUCAGCUAUCAAGAUGAAGGCCAAGUUGAGAACUCAGUUGGUGAUCUGUCGCAGUAUCGCAACAGCUUGACACAAAGCACAAGUCCAGGUCUGGUUCAUUAUGCUGAUGGACAAGAAGGGCUGACAAUAUCAGCUGCUGGUGAUCAGCUUCUCUUGCCAGAAACCAGUCUGGUAAAUUUUGUUGAGCUUGGUGAGGGUCUCAACAUUGAUCCCAAUUCUCUGGCCACAAAUAGCAUCAUGAUGAGAUCAGAAUACAUAAAUGAAACUGCUGAUGGAAGAGCAAUAUCAGUGGUGACUAAUGAUGAAGGAUCUUCAGGGCUCACCUUACUUGAUGCCAGAGAAAGAGAUGGAACCGAAGAAAGUGCAGAAGCUUACAUAACUGCAGAUUCAGAUGUCAACAAUGGAUCAGCUACUCAAUAUCUACACAUAGGCACUGUGGGAAACCAGGCUAUAUCUGUUCCAUUGAGCCUUCUCAACUCCCAGAGUGGUCUAGCAUUGCUGCAGCAGUUGGGUGUUGUUCGGAUGGACAAUGAACAUAACACAAUUUUUUUACCUCAAGCUGCAGCUGAAAGUUCACAAGCUGUGCCCAUGACAAGCAGUGUACCCAUCAGUUCUGUAACUCUCCAAUUUUCUGAAUAUUCCCAACAAUCUCAGACAUCAACUGUUGAUACUGCAACAGCCACGUACCAAAGUACCAAGACAUCUACUGUUGAUACCGGGUACCAAAGUACCAAUGUUCGGCAAGUGAGCAGCAGUGCGGCGUCCUCUAACAAGUCAGGGCGCCAUCGUGUCCUGGGUUCUGGUCCCUUGGCCAUAAGUGCCCAGGGCAUCAUACAGCAAGUUGGAGGCCGGAGAGUCACUGUAUUACCUCGACCAGAAGAUCUGCAGAGGUUGAAGGACCAGAAAGCUUUAGUUCUUGAUGUGCCCGACAAAAGAGCUUUUGGGUUACAUAGACGGAAAGGGCCUGUUCCAAUCAGGCCUCAUCAGAGAUACAGUCGGCCCAGAGGUGGUCGCAGGAACUUCAGCUAUGCAGCGGCCGACGAUGGGGAUGAGGAUUACAGAAGCCCCUCUCAGAUCCCUGCCCUUAGAGGGGGUGUGAGGAAGAGAGGGAGGAGGGGCCGUAGGGGACGGAGAGGAGGGAGCAGGGGAGGGGCGUGUGGGGUGGUCGUUGUUAACUCUUCAGGAAGACGUCCUGGACGACCAAGGAAGGCUGUAACACUGCUGGAGGGCCCUCUGGGUGCCCGUAUGAUCCACACGGGGCCUCAGGAGGCGCCUUCGCUGCAGGGAGAGUCGCCUGACGUCUUGACCAGCGAGGGAGUUGAAGACCUGCCCAUGGCCGACGCCCUGCAGCUUCUCGAUGACCCUGCUGACGCUAACAAACGACGACUUCCUCCCAGGAAACGCGGCAACAAGUACAGCAAAAUGAUCGAGGCUCUGAUCCUGCCGGACGAUGAGAUCCCCAGCGAAUCCUCAGAGGACGAUCCUGACUUCCCUGGCGCAGCGCGGGACGUCGUCAGGCUCACCCGUACCGGCAAGAGGGGAGCCAGCAGUGAUAGUGAAGUUGACGCGGUCUCUUCAGACCAGCAGAGCCGCAGGUUCAUGGCUGCCUACUCAGGACCUCGUCACAAGAUUUCCUUAUUCACGGGCCCGCCCAGCGACCCUAAAGUGGUUGUUAGCUGCAGCUUCGUGCCGCCCUCUUCAUAUACGCAAAGCUUUUCACUUCAUCAGAGUACAAUUAGUGACCCCAACUCGGGUCCAAAUUCUCAGAACAAUGAAGUGAACGCGUGUAGUGGAGACUCAUUCGUGCAUCACGACGUGGCUGCAAGAAUGUCUUCUAAUUAUUUGGACAAUGUAUGUGACAACAGCCUUUAUUCAUACGGCGAAGUUCUGCGCUCCUCCACAGCUAGAGAAAGUUUUCUUAGUGAAUCUUUGGAGGAGGAAACGAACUCGAAAGAAAUAACGCUCUCUGCUAACGGGUUCGGGGGCUUUACAGUUUUAGACUCCGGUCCUGACUCCUGCUCGUACGUUGACGACCAAGGCAAUGCUUACAUGAGCUACGAGCGGACAGAAGAAGAGUACGAGCAGAAAGAGUACGCUAAAGAGGCCACGGGUAUCACGUUGUCGACCAGCGUACAUCUUGUGUCUGAGAACGAGGGUGGCGAUGACCAUGAGGGUAGGGAUGCCUACCACAUCAUCGUCGACAGGAUGGAUGACAACACUCUCGUCAGUCACGUCAGCAGUGACGCUAAGCCAGUCUCUGAUGACAGCUUCAUUUCUUCCAGUGAACUUCAGCACAAAGAACUGCAGCUUUCUUUUGGCAUUACUGACUCAGAUGACAAUUCUGCAAACUCAGGUCGGAUCACAGAAAUAGGAAGCAAUAAAAAUCAACGUAGCCAUUCAUCGUCAGAUGCUUUGCUACUUCGCAACGACAGCGAAGCUCCUUUGAACGUUGCAGUUUAUUCCCAGCCAAACUUUGGUCACCACACCAAUUCAAUGAAGAACUCAUCGCCUGAAAUUCUCAACUUCUCGAGUUCACAGUUUGAUGUUGAGUCGAGCAUCAGCGUUUGCGAUGCUACUGAAGAAAUGGACUUCUCCAGUCCACACGACAAGCUUAGCGUCGGUCGUGAUGACAUGAACGAUGCAUGCCAUGAGGACAUGAGUGGUGCAUGCCAUGAUGACAUCAGUGAUGCAUGCCAUGAGGGCAUGAGUGAUGCAUGUCAUGAGGAUGCAGUGAUGCCCAGCAUCAAGUGUGAGCCGCUCCUCGAUGCUCUGCCGUCCUGUGAUGCUCACCAGCGCCGUCUGCCGCAGUUGAACAUCAGCGACGACCUCACGCCGGGAGUGAGCAGGUCGGAGCAGGGCGACUACUGUGGUGAGCACGACGCUAGAGUCCCAGGACCUGGCGACCCCUACAGCAGAGCUGACAUCUUCCUCGACCACAGCGCUGCCUUCUUGUCUGAAGAGGCCUGCCAAGAAGAAGCGUCUGUUAUCGUCAUUAAAGAGGAGCUGUCUGAAGCUGAAGGCUACAUGUGCGAAGAGUGCGGCGACACGCUGCCCUCCAAGCAAGACUUCGUCCAACACUCGCGCUCGAGUCACGACUUACGGGCUCACGAGUGCGACCUGUGCGACCGAGCCUUCACCUCGAAGCUGUCCCUUGAGAACCAUCGUGCUGGACACGCCCCACGGACCUCGUAUCAGUGCUCCAACUGCCAGCUAAAUUUUAAUAAUAUUACGAGUCUGCAAAGUCAUUCGUGCCGCCGCUCUCAUGACUGCGUGUGCCAGUUCUGUGGGAAGCGACUUGGUAGUGCAGCGUUGCUGCACAAACAUAUGGCGCAACACGACGAGGGACUGGCUUAUAAGUGUGAAGUUUGCUGCAAGUUCUUUGAGUGUAAAAGUGAUCUCGAUUUGCACGCUAAAACUCAUCAGAACGAAAGACCUCACAUCUGUGAUAUUUGUAAUAUUGGCUUCUUCUCUGCCGGUGGUCUGAACCGCCACCGAAAAGUUCACAAAAGAAACCAAGGAGUUGACAGCUCAGAAGAUCUGCGCUGUGCUCACUGCCAGGCUAACUUCACCUACGCGGAGAGCCUGAAAAAGCACAUGAGUUCCGUGCACAACAUCGGCAAUGCAGACGUGAAGCCAACAAGCCUGCCCUUCUCCGAGGACCGCGUGGUUGAGGAGCUACAAGAGCAACUCAAUGAAGGAUACGCGCCCAAAAAUUCCGAACUUUACGACGUUCCCGGGGCCUCUGAGACGCUGGAAAGCAAAUUCCCUGUGGACCCGUUCAGAUGUGGCAUAUGCGAGGAGUCCUUCACUGACGUUGACAUGAUGUGCGACCAUUUCUCGAACUGCCACACCGGCGAGCAGCCGCUGUACUGCGAGACUUGCUGUGUCGGCUGCUCCAACGAGCGUCAGAUGGAGCGACAUAAAGGCGUGCAUAUAUCCGAGGAACAAAAUACCGUCAUUCCGAAGCAGUCUGAAGACCUCCCACAUCUCUGUUUGGUGUGCGGCAAGGGCUUUAAAACUGUCCAGGAGCUUACCAAACACAAUAGAGUUCAUAAUGUGGCCAAGCAUUUCAAGUGCACUAUUUGCUCAGCAUCGUUUCCCAUAAAAUCUGCGCUCGAUAAGCACCUGCUGGUUCAUACUGGGGAAAGGCCUUUCAAGUGCGACGUUUGCCUGAAGAGUUUCCGUCAGUCGGCGGCACUAGUACGACAUAAGCUAUGGACUCAUCGACUCAAGAACCAAAAUAAAUGCGAGAUUUGCGGCAAGACUUUCUUCACCACAGCGCUCUUGAUUUAUCAUCUGGACGUCCAUGGCGACCAAGGAAGGAGCGUCAAGCGGAAGCUGGAAGCAUCUAUGGACAUUGAGGAAGAAGGCGAUCAGGACAGCGAUGCUAAACCAAAAAGCGAUGAUGAAGAUGGACUUGUCAAACCUGAAGUUAAUGUCAAUAAUAAAUGUGAGUAUUGUUCUAAGACGUUCCCAUCUUACGUGGCUUUACUCACUCAUAAAUUAACUCACAAACUGUCAGCGUCGUACAAGUGCGACCAGUGUCACCGGACGUUUAGGGAGAAGCGGUACCUGCAGAAGCACAAGCUCACACAUCGCGGAGUGCGCAGCUGGAAGUGCGAUAUUUGCAAGAAGGGCUUCGCUGCAAAGCUCACCCUCAUACGGCACUCUCAGGUGCACAUACGGGAGGCACUCAGACCUGAGGUGGACACCCACCAGCAGCCUUUGGGUGAUGACAACCAAGAGUCUCAAGGCGGUGUUCCGUGCACUCUGCCCUCAGUGCUCAGGUGCAAUGAAUGCAACGUUAAUUUCUCGCAUAAAAGCCAUUACGUUCGACACAAACUCUUGCAUUCUGGAACUCCUCUGCUGAAGUGCGGCUUGUGCGAUAAGAUGUUUGUCCACAAGAGCGACAUUAUCCGCCAUAAAGUGAUGCACUCGUUCAUGUUCACAUGCGAUGUCUGCAACAGGAACUUCCACAAAAGGUCCUUGUACAUCAUGCACAAGCGCAAGCACACGGAAGGCAAGCCCUUCCAGUGCGAAGUGUGCAACAAAAGCUUCUCGAGCAGCAGCAACUUCAACGCCCACAAGAGAAUACACAGCGGCGACAAACCCUACAAGUGCGAUCGUUGUGACUAUAAAUGCUCCCAAAGCGGCCGACUUAUGAAGCAUAAACGAAUGCACUCCGGAGUGAAGCCUUACCUUUGUCAGACCUGCGGGAAAUUUUUCGCAAACGCAGAAUCUCUUAAAGUCCACCAGCGGCUGCACUCAGGGGACCGUCCUUUCAAAUGCCACAUUUGUGGCAAAGGCUUCAUAAAUAAUGGAAGUUUGAACCAACACAUUAAAGAUCAUGUCAAGCAGGAAACUUUCAAGUGUGACGUUUGUCCUCAUAAAUUUCGCCGAGAAAGCCAUUUAAUCCGACAUAAGCAGUACCACAUUCAAGUUGAGGCUUCAAAUUCCGACCAUCCUGGUCACAUGUGCGAAAUUUGCGGACGUGUUUUCGACAAGAAAAAGUACCUGUACACUCACGGCAACGUACAUAGCCGGCAGAAAAACUACUCUUGUAAGAUGUGCAACAAGCAGCUGGCGUCACGUCUGGCCCUGAAGAACCAUGAACACAUCCACAGCGGCCUGAAGCCUUACCAAUGCUCCGAGUGCGCUAAGGUCUUCCGAAGCAGCAGUAAUCUUAAUCGUCAUCACAAGAUGCAUGACGGUCGCGAGUCUCUUCGUUGCGACGAGUGCCAAGAAUCUUUUGUUUGCAAGGAAGAUUUAACGGAGCACAGCCACGUGCACGUCAUGAUGGUUGAUGAUGUCGACGACACCGCGGACUCGGGAGCCUCCAACGACAAUCCGCCUCAUCUUUACGUUUUCGAGUCCAUGUCUGAAGACUUGGAUUCCUCGAGACAGAUCCUGGUGGGCAGGGGGCAGCAGCAGAUAUUCGUGGAAGGCAACCAGUCCCUUCUAGUCUUCCCCGAGGGCCCAGAAGCUCAGUUUUCCGAGUUGCCUCAAGUUCAAAAAACCGAACCUAAUGUAAACACAAUGAACAAACGCCCACAAAAUUCCUAUUUAGCGUCGAAUUCUUCUCAAAUUUCAUCGCGUCAGCUUGAUUCUCACACGGUCCACUCCAUCCAAAUGGAGGAUCAGCAACUUACUGCCGCGGAUCAGCCAAGAUCUCAAAUGUCUUCUCUAAACCAGCCCCAGAUUUCCGUGUCCCACAUCUCGGCCCCACACUCCUCAAUACAACAAAUAUCGGGCCCCCGCAUUAUUGGUCCUACGCUAACUGUGUCAUCUGACCCACUAGUGCACUCUAAUCAACUGUCAAACACACACUUGCUACAUUCCAACCAACUGACCAGCAUUGAAUUCGAAUCCGAAGACAUGGAGGCCGACAGCAGCACAGUGGUUCAUGAGAUGGACCAUCCGUCGGACGGGGCCUUUCAGCCCAUGGAAAUUGUCGAGCCAGAUAUUGUCGUGGAUAGUCUUAACUCUAACGACCCUCAGACUCAACAAAAAAUGAUGAGCUUCAUGACGUCACAAGUUCAUUCAAUGACGAACCCUAACGCGAGAAUGGACCAAGAGGGCGGCAUGCUUCAGGAUUCUCUUACCGUGGAUACGUUGGCAGAGGAGGCCAAUGCGGCUUCUCCUGCCGUUGUUAAGAAUUACAACUGUCAGGUAUGUGAUAAAACUUUUGCUAAGAAGCAAUAUCUUACGAAGCACAUGUACCGGCACCGAGAUGUGAAACCGCACGAGUGCGAUGUCUGUGGUAAAAGGUUUGCUCAGAAGUUUGAAGUUGUUGUGCACAAGAUCAAGCACACCGGGGAGAAACCCUUCUCAUGCGACAUCUGCGCUAAGCAAUUCCGCAGUAAAGUUAACCUCAACAACCAUAAGAUGCGCCACAGCGGCGAGUUUCCUUUCUUAUGUUCAGUUUGUCGUCGGGGCUUUUCAACUCAGCUGCAGCUGGAGCGCCACGUCACUCUGCACACUGGCAUGCUUCCCUUCAACUGCGACCACUGCAACAAGGGAUACAACAUUAAAAUGAACCUACGGAAGCACAUAUUAAAAGUACAUCGGCACAGCAGUCGCGUUAGAGAUCGCGACCGCGACUAUUCCAUGGAUGCUGAUCAUUUAGUUGAAGAGCUUGAGGACGUCGAAGACUCGACCAACCAGCAACUUGGUCACGAUCUCAAGGUGACCAUCGUGGAAGGCGAUCGCGAUUACAAGGGCCAAAUUAGCAUCAAAAGUGACCAAGAUCUCAUGGAGGAAUUUGAUUCCUCGACGGACAUCACACUUUUCCCCAAGCCUGGUGACCACGAGAUGUCGUUCGCUAAUGACAUGACGCUCGCCAUCAAAGCUCCCGGCGGCGACGACCGUACCAUCUUGUACCAAGAAGCUGCGGAGGGUUCAAGACCAAGACCCAAGCAUGACAACCAGCGGGGACUUCCCAGCACCAUUUUUACGACAACUACUCGCCCAUCAUCGCAAAUUUUGCAUAUUAAAACGGACGACUUGUCGGUGCAGCCAGUGUACCAUUUGCAGCCAAUCGAAUCAUCUUCGAAUGAUGAGAUGUUCGCAUCUUACGUGCCGACGCUCGCUGAUAGCGACGGUGGCGGCAGCUCAGUUCCCAUCAUCGUGCUACAGUCUUCCAAUAAAACCGCCCCUGGCCACGUGUUGGAAACGGAACAACCUGAACAAAAACAAGUUCCACUACAGCGCUUCUGCCAAGUGUCCGAGUACAUUCAAGCGAUCCAGAGCGGUACGCACACUGACCAUUUCAUUUCCCCCGACUCUGAGCAAAAGAUUAUCCAAGUUUUACCGCCGCAGUCCAAGCUUCAAUCUAAUGACAGGUUCACGUUACAACCAAACAAAAGCAACCGCAUCUUGUCUCUCGGCGGAGAAGCCAGGCUCGCAACCAUCGAUGCAGAAGGCAAUUUAAUUCCUUUAUUCCCUGCGUCGAACAUGAAGUCCACCGCAGCUCCGGGCCAGCGACUCUACUCUUUAGCGGACGCCGGGACGAAGUUUGUGACGAUGGCAGGGACGAGGCAGGAGCUCGACGACGACUUCCCCUCACGUCACUACCAACACAGUCACGAAGAGGGGGGCAUUCAUGUGGCAACGGACGGUGAGGCUUUGAUGAACGUUGAUAACGUUUGUGAGGAGAACUACGAGUAAAGGAAUAAAGUGGAGGAUACUGCGAGUAGUUGAAUAAAGUGAAGGAAACUGCGAGUAGUUGAAUAAUGUGAAGGAAACUGCGAGUGGUUAAAUAAUGUGAAGAAAACUACGAGUAGUUCAUUAAAUAAAGGAAUCAAGCAACGCCUCUAAGCACCAAGUGGCGUCAGUGCCAUACUCUCACUACACGACAGUUGCACGACAGACUACGUGUGCCACUACACGACAGUGGCUCGACUGUUGUUGUUGUAAUUGCCCAUCCUGGUAGUGGCGAGUAGGGUGAUAG